UUAGAGAAAAAAUCGUUGACUGAAAUGAAGCCAUUGCAACAAAACAGCAUAUUUGGCUUAGUUAGAAGAAGCCUUAUUCUCCUUAUUCCUGUAGUGUACCUUUCGCCGGCUCUGCCGUCGGUAGCUUCAUUCCGUCACUUCCGAUCGCCGGUUGCCACAAUGAGUCAAUCUCACUCUCCUCCGGUGGCUAACAAGGUGGAGCACAAAAUGGAGUUGUUUGGAGACGUAAGGAUCGACAACUAUUACUGGUUACGCGACGAUUCUCGCAAAAAUUCCGAUGUCAUUUCGUAUUUGCAGCAGGAGAAUGCCUACACGGAUUUCGUCAUGUCCGGAACAAAGCAAGUGGAAGAACAGAUUUAUAGUGAGAUAAGAGGACGAAUCAAGGAGGAUGAUAUUUCUGUGCCUGAGCGGAAAGGUCCUUACUAUUACUACGAGAGGACUCUAGAAGGGAAAGAAUAUGUUCAAUAUUGCAGGCGUUUUGUACCCCGUGGUGAAGAAGAAGCUAUCUCUGUGCACGAUACCAUGCCUACUGGACCUGAUGCUCCUCCGGAGCAUGUUAUAUUGGAUGAAAAUGUUAAGGCACAGAACCAAUCCUACUACUCCAUUGGUUGUUUUGAGGUUAGUCCAAACAACAAGCUAGUGGCGUAUGCAGAAGACACUAAAGGAGAUGAAAUCUACACGGUUUAUAUAAUUGAUGCCGAGACUGGAGCUCCUGUAGGAAAGCCUCUUGCAGGCGUGACGUCGUAUCUCAAAUGGGCUGGCAAUGACGCUUUAGUUUACAUCACAAUGGAUGAGAUUCUUCGACCUGAUAAGGCAUGGUUACAUAAACUGGGAACAGAGCAGUCAACGGACACCUGCCUUUAUCAUGAAAAGGAUGACAUGUUCUCUCUUGAUCUUCAAGCUUCUGAGAGCAAGAAAUAUUUGUUUAUUGCAUCUGAAAGUAAAUUUACUAGGUUCAACUUUUAUCUUGAUGUAUCAAAGCCCGAAGAUGGGCUUGUUGUCUUGACACCUAGAGUCGAUGGAGUUGACACUUUUCCCAGUCAUCGUGGAAAUCAUUUUUUUAUCCGGAGACGAAGUGAAGAGAUUUUCAAUUCAGAAGUAGUAGCUUGCCCACUUGAUAAUACAUCUGCAACGACAGUUAUUCUUCCGCACAGGGAAAGUGUGAAAAUCCAGGACAUACAACUAUUUCUUAACCAGAUCAUUAUAUUCGAACGUGAAGAUGGUCUACCAAAAAUUGUUGUCUAUAGCCUCCCUGAUAUUGGAGAACCACUUAGAAGCCUUGAAGGUGGACGAGCUGUGGAUUUUACUGAUGCGACUUACUCAGUGGAUGCAUCAGAAUCAGAAUUCUCUUCCAGCGUUUUACGGUUUUGUUACAGCUCAAUGAAGACACCCCCCUCUACAUACGACUAUGAUAUGAAAACAGGAGUUUCCAUUCUAAAGAAAGUUGAAACAGUGUUGGGAGGUUUUGAUACUAAUAAAUAUGUCACAGAGAGGAAAUGGGCAACUGCUCUAGACGGCACUAAAGUUCCCCUAUCAAUUGCUUAUCGAAAAGAUCUAGUGAAACUUGAUGGUUCAGAUCCACUUCUACUUUAUGGCUACGGUUCUUAUGAGGUAUGUGUAGACCCUAGUUUCAAGGCAUCAAGGAUAUCUUUGUUAGACAGGGGUUUUAUUUAUGCAAUAGCUCACAUUCGUGGGGGUGGUGAAAUGGGGAGGCAGUGGUAUGAAAAUGGAAAGUUGUUGAAGAAAAAAAAUACAUUCACAGAUUUCAUUUCUUGUGCUGAAUACUUGAUCGAGAAUAAAUACGGUUCAAAGGAAAAACUGUGCAUUAAUGGAAGAAGUGCUGGUGGUUUGCUUAUUGGUUCUGUUCUAAAUAUGAGGCCUGAUUUAUUCAAAGCUGCAGUUGCUGGGGUACCUUUUGUGGAUGUUCUAACGACCAUGCUUGAUCCGACAAUUCCCCUUACAACUUCGGAGUGGGAGGAAUGGGGUGACCCAAGGAAGGAGGAAUUCUACUUUUACAUGAAAUCAUAUUCUCCAGUUGACAAUGUUAAGGCUCAAAAUUAUCCAGACAUACUUGUUACUGCUGGCUUAAACGAUCCACGUGUUUUAUAUUCAGAACCGGCUAAGUUUGUGGCCAAAUUAAGGGAUAUGAAGACUGAUGAUAAUCUUCUGCUUUUCAAAUGUGAACUUGGUGCCGGACAUUUUUCAAAAUCAGGAAGAUUUGAGAAGCUACAAGAGGAUGCUUUCACAUAUGCCUUUAUACUGAAGUCACUUAACAUGAUUCCAACACUCGGAAAUUGAGCAAAAAGCUGCCCCUUGAUGGUAAACUUUUUCAUUCUCUAUUGACCUUUUUAGUGAAUCUUUCUUUACGAGAGAACGAGGUCAUAUUUGUACUGUUCUUCAUUACCUCACCAUUAGAUAAGCUAUGCUAUGCUAAUUUAAUAUAACUAGUUAGCAUUAAUGUGCAUUUGCACAUAAUUCUUAGGGAUUCGAAAUUAAUCCAAACAAGUUUACCCUUUAUCUCAAUAAUAGGACCUUUAUCCUUCUUCCUUACCCAACCUAGGCAUGCUCAUGUUUCCUUACAAGUUACAACUCCAAACCAUAUGUAUUAUAUAAUUUUAUAUUUUUCCACUCUCCGUUGAGAAUGUGACCAAAAUGUGAUAUUGGUUAGGAAAAGGUUCCAUGCUCUAACUAUCGCUGUUAGUAUGAAGUUUCUUGGAUAAAAUCAUGGAACCAUAUUUGUUUCAUAGAA
Benincasa hispida (wax gourd) is the source of this 2749-nucleotide messenger RNA. Its product is annotated as Prolyl oligopeptidase family protein. Gene Ontology annotation, molecular function: serine-type endopeptidase activity. Gene Ontology annotation, biological process: proteolysis. Gene Ontology annotation, cellular component: cytosol. The record is from RefSeq and is a predicted model, not a curated record. NCBI's taxonomy places the organism in Eukaryota, Viridiplantae, Streptophyta, Magnoliopsida, Cucurbitales, Cucurbitaceae.